Molecule: messenger RNA, 5623 nt
Organism: Drosophila gunungcola (fruit fly)
Lineage: Eukaryota; Metazoa; Arthropoda; Insecta; Diptera; Drosophilidae
Gene: tea
Product: protein telomere ends associated
Exons: 8
Coding region: 241-5142 (1633 amino acids)
Source: RefSeq, a predicted model, not a curated record
UAUUUUUUUAAAAAACAUAAUUUACAAAAGUUUUCCGUAAAAAACGUGUGCUAGUGUGUAUGGGCUACAAUUUUAUUGUAUAGUAGGUUUACAAUAUACAAAAUAAUAUAGCUGGCGUUUUUAAACAAUUCGUUUACGGUCACACUGUUAGUGGCUCUGAAUUUUAACAUCGUAUUGUUUUUGGCGGUUUUCACGCGUCUGCAAUCUUUAAAGAUAUCUAAAAUUAAAUACAAUGCAAAUAUGUCUUUUCCUGUUACUUAUAAAGAAUUCCAGAAGCUAAUCGUCAACCUUAACGACAUUGCACUAGACGUGCAAGCACAGGAUGGCGGCGAUAAGACAGUCGAGCAGUGUACCCGCUGGUUGUACAAAGCGUUCUUCAGGGAUCCCACCGCUCGAAGUAGAUAUCCUUUCAAAUUAGAAAACCGUCCUAGUUCCUGUUCCCGUCACAUUCUCGAUAAAUUACUUAAGGAAGCAGGGACUGAAGAUAUGUCUGUAGAUGAGGAAGCUGAAAACAAGGCGGAAGCAGCAUCACAACCCCAAGGUGUGAUAGUCGAAGUGGACAGAUGGGGCCCAUUUCUCUUUCCGGUAUCCUUUGAAACAUUCCUGGAGAGCUUGAACCAAAGGGAGGUUUUUUUGAAGAUAGCCAAGACCAGGGAACAAUGCCUAGACUUUAUGUUCGAUGAUGCAUUACGACUACGUACCCUUCGAAAGUUCUACAACCGCUUUUACAUGUUUCCAGAGAAGCGAUCCGAAAAAAACUUCUUUAAGGAUGAGCCGGCGACUUCUUUGUCAAAGUUGCUCGAGUUUGGCAGGCCGCAUAAAAAAAUAUCAGCCAAUUGUCUGGUGGAGGAUACCAAUAACAACAAUAAUGCCCUUUCCAGCAAGGAAGCUGCUGACGAACAGAGUCUAAGCCUUAAUGAGCCAACUACGUCUUCGCAGGUACGAAAGAUGUCUAGGCCCAAGACUACCGACUGCGCUACAAAAGAAUCCGAAGGUCAGAAAGGGCAGGACGGCAUUCCGAAUAAACCAGGUGUUAACUAUCCGGUUUCCUUCGACCUCUUCAAACGGCAAGUGAUUAAUCUCGAGGAAAUUGUUCACAAAAUGCAGCUAUGCGAUGAGCAUAAAGGAAAAACUGAUGAGAAUUGUAUUUGGGACUACUACAAUUGUUUUUACACUGUACCGGCGAUGCGAGAAAAGUUUGUUUGCCAAUUUAAGCCAUGUCCCGCAAAGAUGCAAAAGAAACUGUUGAGUUUUCCACCGAAACAUAAAGAGGCGGAAGUGGAAAAACCAGAAGGCCAGAUUGUGGAUUGUACCGCUGAGAAACCGGGUGAAGAGUCUCAACCGAAUUCCUGCCAGAAGGCUGCCCACGGAGAGAUUCAAAGCGUGCCCCAGUCAACUAUGUCCUCGCCAGGACGGGUGCAUUACAAGGCGAAGGCUCCCGAGAUUGCCGCUGGAGAUCCUAAAGGACAGCUAAAGACCGUACCAGCUGUUCAAUAUCCGAUUUCCUUCUAUCUCUUCAAACGGUAUGUGUGCAAUUUCGAGGAUAUUGUUCAGGAAAUGAAGCUAAGCGAUGAGCAUAAAGGAAAAACCGAGGAGACGUGUAUGAGGGACUAUUACAAAGGAUUUUACACUGCACCAGAGAUGCGGGAAAAGUUUGUUUGCCGACUAAGGCCAUGUCCAGCCAAGCUGAAAAAGAAGUUGCUUAGUUUUCCAACGAAACAUGAGGGCAAUGCGAAAAACCCGGAUUGCCAAACUGUGGAGUGUCUUGAGAAACCAGCUGGGGAGUCCCUAUCCAAUUCCUGCAAAGAUGCUGCCGACGGACAGAUUGUAAGCUUAACCCAGUUAACUAUGUCCUCGCCAGGUCGGGUCAAGACUCCCGAGAGCGCCACUGGAGAUUCUAAAGUUCUGAAAGAGACCGUACCAAGAACGCAUUCCGACAGCCAGGACUGCGUUCCAGGAAAGCAAGCAGUUCAACAUCCAAUUUCCUUCGAUCUUUUCAAACGUUAUGUGAGCAAUUUCGAGCACAUUGUUCACAAAAUGAAACUAUGCGAUGAGCAUAGGGGGAAAACCGAGGAGAAGUGUAUGAUGGACUAUUACAAAGGUUUUUAUGCCUCCUCGGGGAUGCGAGAAAAGUUCGUUUGCCGGUUUAAGCCAUGUCCCGCCAAGCUGAAAAAGAAGUUGCUUAAUUUUCCGCCGAAAGAUCAAGAGGGACAUGAAACACAACCAGACUGCUGUAUUGUUAAUGUUACCACCGAAAAACCAGUUGAGGACAGUCGUCAAGGUUCAAACUGCCAAGCGCAGUUUGCCAUUCCGAGGCUUAAGAAAAUUGUCGCCAAGGAUAUCCGCAAUGAAAACAGCCAAGAUACAAAACCCAACAUGAUAGAGGCCAAAGCGAUAAUGGCCGCUGCAGGAAAUAAGGCUUUCGACCUUACUGAAAUCACGAUAAAUAACACCCUUUAUCUGUUUCCUGUGUCAUUCCGAGCCUUCUUUUAUGCUAUCAACUAUGACGAAAUUAUUGUAGAGUUGAUAAGUGAUACUUACAAGAAAAAAAGCCCUGAGCAGCAAAAGGUUAUUCUUGGGAACGGUCGAACUUGUGUCCCCCUGUUCCGUCGAUAUUACCUCUCCUUUUAUGUUGAAGUCAAAUUCGACAACGGUUUAAUUUCAACUUUAGUGCUGCGCCUUCAAAGUUCCGCAAAAAUUAUUGGAAGUUGCGGUGCCCAUUUCUCAACCCCCAGGCUACAAUUUUUUAAACACGUUUCUAAGCGAAGUCGAUAUUUAGGCAACUGUUUAGCUCGAGAAGAAAGUUUACAUUCAGAGGCCCAUGCUAGAAAUAAUCAUUCUGCAUCAUUGGUCGCAGCCCUAUCAAAAGAACAUGAAUCGCAGUCAAUUUCAAAUCAAUAUGGCGUUAAAGAAGUCGCCACAACCCAAGCAACGGAAAUUCUUCAAGAUAAAGAUUUGGAGAAAAGUUCAAAGGUGGCUGAAGCUGACAAAUCAAGCUUAAAAAACUCAGCUAGUGUUACCAACAAAAAUGAAGCGGAAACAGGGAAAGAACAGACAGAGACUGAUUCGUCCAAUAAAGCGGAAAGUUCAACAAGCACCCCAAAAAGCUCAUCAAACAAUAGUUCUGGAAAUGAGGAAGUAUCGGCAACAAUUUCAAAAGAACAAAUGAAAGACACAACAGGUGAAAAUCCUGGAGAUGCUUCAUUACAGAGAAGCGAUAAACAAAUCCUUCUCGAGCGAGCAAUGGAAAUGUUUUUCGCCGAAAGCAGCUGGGAUCACAAUCUGAAGUAUUUGAUCUGCACAAGCCAAGGCCUGAUGAGAUCUAUUUGGCGCAUCCUCUACCAACUAAGUCUUGAGGAAUUCCUCGACUACACGAGCAUCCACGACGGCGAGGGCUUGUAUGAAAGCGAUGUAGAUUUGCAACUUUGUUUUCAACACGUCGUGACCCUUGGCAACUGGCCAAUAAAUCUAUGCGUCAAAUUACCCUAUUUAAAGCAACUGCUCCACACCAAAGGAGUGCAGGUAGAUAAGCUGGAGCUGGGUCAUUUAUCGCCAAAGAUUGUUAGUCCUUGGGAACUAGGUCUAUACUCAGAUUUCGACAAAAUAGUUGAAGAGGAGUACACCCUGCACACUGGCAAGACAAUUGAUGAUGUUGUGCAGUUGUUUCAAGAGAGGGAUAAUUUAUAUGCAGCCUGUUGGACAUAUAAUCAGUGGAUACCAAAAGUACCUCAUCUCACAGAUGAGGCACUUCAUGCCGCAAUCGAAGGAGUGGAGCCUGAUCUUGUUGGAACUUCAUUAAAGCAACUUUGUUGUGUGAAAAGUCGAGGUGAAAACAGCCCAGCAGAGAUAGUGUCCAUCGCCUCAAGUUCAGACACGGUUCCAGAAGAACAGAGUUGUCCACCCACUCAGCUUAACACAACAAACUUUGUGGACGUGGCAAAUGUGAGUCAUGAUUCCCAAUUGACACAAACUGCUGCCGAUCCACUAAUGUCCCAGGAAAUCGCGCUUGUGGACAAGGAAUUACAUGUGCCAGAAACUCAAAAUGAUCCAACGCCAAUACCGCCGAUUAAAAAGGAACCCAAAUUCCUAAACAACCAACGAGGAACUUUGAACAGCAAUGAUUGCCAAUGGGAGACUAUUACGUCGGAGGAACAAAUAAUUGACUUGGAUUCCAGCCAAAAUCAAGGACCGAGUUUCUCCUGCUUUGCAAUCGCCAAACCGACAGAGGAGAAAGUGGAAGAAAUUACAGCUCCUGCGCCUCCAGAACCGUCGAAGCAUCAGGACACUGCGAUUCUGGGAAAGCGACAGGCCGCCAGCAAAGCAGUGCCCAGCAAGCGAAUUAGACUGAUCAAAGAAAACGUUCCGCAGCUGAGGCACCAGUUCCAACCGCUGCCGAUGGGUGUAGUGGUGCGAGUCGAAUCUGGAGCGAACCAACCUCCCGGUCCUCGGCCAGCAGAGCCCGAGAUCACGCCCUCGCAGGACUUUGCCGCUGGCAACACACUUCUGGAUUGCCCUGAUCUCAAUGCGCUGCUAAAUUCCACGAAUGUCAACACCCGCAAGGUAAUUAAAGAACAAGUUGAUACUGUCUCUGUUAUAGUUCCUGGCUCGAAGCCCGUUGUCGUUCCGCCCCGCCUUCAAAGCAGCAUUAUAUUUCGCGAACUGGUGCGCUUCAGCUUCUUCAGCUCGCUCACUGUUGAGCAAAUAAUAAAGUAUCGCAUUGAAGGAUACCUAGAGGGCGCGACCUACCAGAAUGCACUGGCUAGGAUCGACGACAGACUGUGCAACUUGCGGGGUCCGCUGCUCGGGAGCCUCUUCCCCCACCUGUCACCCACGUUGCGAGCUGACUUGCAGCAGGUGCUCUGCGAUUUGGGGGAGUUCACCUACAAAUGCCGCUGGCCAGCGCACAAAGACGUCACCGCAGAUCUCCGGGCACGGGUUUUACAUGUCUUCAUGGAUGUGGCCCCGAAAUUCGGCCAAUUCCGCAUACAGUACGAUAAUGCAACCAGGGAGUGGGCUACCUGUAGCGAAAUGGGCAGGUGGAACAACGAGGCGGACGUGCGGGAAACCAGCUUCGACGUCGUCCAGUUCAUCGACCCCGGCAUCUUGAAGAGAAUGAAGGAACUAAAGGAUCUGAUGAGUUGAUAUUUAUUGAAACCACAUUUUUGAUUCAGUUUAAACGAAUGUUAAUGAAUAAAUAGUUAAUACUAUAUAAAAUCGUUUGCUUUUUUUCUUUUCAGAGACUGCCAUGAUCUUAGCUUCGGAGUCAAGAAAUGUGUUGUAAAAAGUAUUAGCUUUAAAUUAAAUGUGAUGUUAAUGUUCGAUGUAUGUCAUGGAAAAACCUAAUUUUCUAUUUGAUUGUUUUGAAAUUAUUUAGUUAAUGCCUUUUAAGCAAAUAAUAUUCGUAUUAAAAGUUUGGACUGUCUACAGUUGCUUAUGUAUAUAUAUUAGUCUUGCUGAGGGUUUAAUAAUUUUUCCUAAAUGUUUGUAAUGCAAAAAAGAAUUAUUACUGAUUAUAUAUAGUGUAAAAAUUAUUUGUUUUUGUGCAAUUUUCAAAGAUUAGGGACUUGAAACUGUCUUAAUCGUCAAUACUCUUUGGUUUUAAUAAAGACGAUCAAUUCACAAU